CGCGCGCUGGCUGCCGCCUCAGUCCAGUGUGCUAAAUCCUUUGGUAGCGGGAGGUUGCGUCGACCCUGCCGCGCUUCCUGACGUGUUUCAGUGGAUUUAGUGCAAAGAAAAAGACCGGAAGAACUGAGAUUAAUAGUGUCUAAAGGCGGCGAAAACUGAAAAAGGAAGGAACUGGAGUGGUGGAAGUGUAAUAAAACUGCGUCAAUCCGUGUGACUUCCUGAUUACCACUGAGGGGCGAGUGUGCGCUCUUCACACACACACACACACACACACACACACACACACACACACACACACACACACACACACACACACACACACACACACACACACGGCACGCUAUUGGCUGACCGUCUUCUGCGGGAGGAUCAACGCCCCGCUUCAUAGAAGCUAAAAUGGAAACAGAGAAGGAGUAAGGAGGGAGUAUGACUUCCUCCACCAUCACCACCACAGCAGCUGCCAUCAUGGCACCAUCCUUAAGGAGUCCAUUGGCCUUGUCACUAACAUUGUUGGGCCUUGUAGCACUUUGUCAAGGCUCUUCAACUCAUAACUACAAGUGCUAUAGUUUUGAUACAACAGGAAAAGGAGCAAUAAAGCCAAAGGGAGACAUUGUUGUUGAAGUUGGAUCUUCCUAUGAAGCUUAUUGCCUCUUUAAUCCAGAGGAAGUACAGGUGGGGGAUGUGUACUUUGAGACCACAGGGGAUGAUGCUAGAAGAAUUCCACAUACUGUGGUGAAUAGUUCGGCCAUCAAAGUACAAGUUGAACACACAGAACCCACAAAGUACGACCUAAGAUGUUUGAUGGGAGCGGGAAGGUUUAUAUGUCAACGUUCAGUUUUUGUUGGAUAUGAACCACAAGAUGUCAAGAAUUUCUCAUGUCUGUCGAAGAAUUUUUUGAGUCUAAACUGUACCUGGGAGGAGCCAGAAAAUCCAGUUAAAGUUUCCUACACUCUCACGUAUGUUCUCCCUGGCUACUUAGAUUCAAGUCGAUGUCCAAAAGCAGGAAAAAAUUGGUGUUCUUGGGAAGGAGCCCAGUUCCACAGUGUGCGGCAAGACUGGCUCAUGACAUUUACUGCAACUAAUCAACUUAUUAAGGAAAAGAAUAAGAAGCCUGUUGAAUUUAAGCAUGAAGUUAAUCUCUAUGCCACUGUAAUACCAGAUCCUGCAAUCAACUUUGAAGCUGAAGUCCUUGGCCCACACGAAGUAAAACUUGAGUGGGCACUGCCAUACCCAAUAAAUGUCUUUGCACAUGGAAAUGUCACUCAUGAACUCAGAUAUAGAAUGGUACCGUUCAGAAGUAUGUACGAAGACAGACACUGGGUAGAGGUUGCCACUUGGGAAGAGAGUCCACCCCAAUUCAACCCAGAGAGCUACACGAAGGUUAUAAGCAACCUUCAGCCCUAUGUUGAGUAUGAGUUCAGUAUCCGCCUGCACACUGGGUCCGGCCCUGUUCGAAAAGAGAUGUGGUCAAAGCCAGUUCUGAAGAGGAUAAGGACAGAAGCAUCAAGACCAGCUAUUGCUCCCCUGACAACCCUUGGGAUGUUUGAGGUAGAAGAAACCAAGCUUCACCGUGACAUCUAUGUCAGCUGGCAAACAGUUGACCCUCUUUAUGAAAAUGGUCCAGACUUUGCCUAUGAAGUGAAGAUGUACAACAGACAUGAAGGCUCCCACUUCUCCUCUCUGUCCACUAAAAAUGGAUUUGCAAAGUUCUCCAGGCUGGAUAAUAAUAUUGAAUACAGGUUUGAGAUCAGACCCAGGAAUGGUGAAGGUCUUCCUGAAGAUCCAAGUGUGAGAUCAGAGGUAAUAGUGCCUAAAAAAGCAGCUUUGCUAAGUACUCCAAGUUACUUCAAAGUCAUUGCUUAUCCUGGCAGCAACACAACUACAUACAUGGUCAGGUGGCGGCUUCCUGAGCACCAUCAUGCAGAUCACAAUAUAGAAACGGUUACCCUUUACUGGUGCAAACAAACUGAAUAUGAAAAUCGUUGUCAGAAUAAAAUAGAGUGGGAGAUAAGUGAUGAGCCAAACAACUUUGUAAAAAAUCUCACAGGAUAUGACACUACAUCUCGCUACAUGUUUGGCAUUUCUGUCAACUCCCACAACUCAUCCAGUGGAAUCAAGUGGAGUGCCUGCAUUGCUAGGCACGGUGUCCAACAACCUGCACUGCAAAGAUUUUAUCAUACAUAUGUGUCUUCAACUGAAGUGAAGCUAAAAUGGGAACUUGAUUGCAAGGCUGAAGCAGCACAACCAAAUGCCUUCAACAUUUCAUACUGCAUUGUUGAAGAAAAUGGCAAAAAUUGUUCUGAACCUGAGAAGUAUGUCAGAGUGGAUGGAGAGAGUACUGUGGAGUAUGUGGUGAAUAACCUUCAUCCAUACAGGCACUACAUAUUCAGCAUUGCCACCAUAUCAGACCUUGGUCUUGGAAAAUGGACUCCCUCCAUCCUUGUGACGACCAAACCCAGCAUGCCCAGUGGUCCUCCACUAAACAUCCGAGAAAUAAGCACGUCCCAAACGUCAAUUUCAAUAGCCUGGGAUCCACCUGAUAAAUCUAAACAGAAUGGAGAAAUAAUUGAAUAUAGCAUCACAAUCAAGAAUGGAGACAACCGGAGUUUUACACAGAGGCGAAAUGUUACCACAUUCACCACCACAGAACUGGACCCCUACACAAACUAUAGUUUUGAAGUUGUUCCCUGCACCAGGGUUGAUGGGGGAAAGGCUUGUGGAACCGACGCUGCAUAUAUAAAUGCAAAGACAAAGAUUGGAGCCCCUGGAAAAAUUGAUUUAUUUCAAUAUAACUCUCCCUGGCUGUCCUGGGAGCAUGACAAGUGCAAUGGCCCAAGCUGUUCCUAUGAGCUGCAGUACACAGUGAAUGAUACCACCUUCUGGUACACCACUUCUCUAGAACAAACAUCUGUCUCUUUAGAGGAUCUCAACAUAUCCUGUCCAGUUAAACAAGGAGAAAUUCCAGUCAGCUUAAGGGCUGUCAACACAGAUGAAGAUGGUCAUCGUUUGUCGGGGCCUUCAUGGGACAUGAAAGUCACUUGCCCAAGCAAAGGUCUAGCUCUGUGGAUCAUUCUGGCCAUCGCUGUCAUGAGCAUCAUCUUGUCCUUGAUUGUUUUCAUCCUCUUCACUUAUGGACGAGAGCAAAUCAAGACAUUCUUUGACAACUUGCGCCGCAAUCUGUCUCUGCCAAAUGGACUGGAUCCUCAACUGCAGUCUCCCUCAUGCAAAAACACAGGGCUUAAGCCAGAAAGGGAAAAGUUCUCUCCAAGCACACUAUCGUUGAAACCUUCAGAGGAGCAAGACCUCAUAAAACAUGGGAGUGAGCGCCAACACCGCAACUUGUCCGGAGACUCUGGGACGUCUGUGGCUGACCAGGCAGAUUCUUCCGGCUGUUCAACUGGUGGGGACUCUGUGUCCUCCUCAGGAAGUGAUCGCAUCCCACAGUCUUCAGAUUCCGGAACAGUACAGGAGGAAGCUGGUUUUCCUUCAGAGGAAAAGAAGUGGGUUGGUGCAGUGAGGUUGAGGACACCUGCACCACCAUAUGUUUGCCAGGGCCCACCAGAGAAGGCACCUAGCAUGAAAGGAUACGUGUCACUUGGUUCUGUACCAAACUUGACUGGAACAGCAACAGAUGGAAUGCCACCUAUGCAGCAGUCUAAUCCAAACCUAGGCCUAGAGACUUUGCAAGAAGUACGCAUGGGAGGUCGGCGCACCUCAACUGGGUACAUCAGUAUGCCAACUAAUGAGAGUGAUGGAAUGAGCUUUCAAAUGGAUGACUUGGAUAAGCUAGUUCUUCCACAUGAGCGUCGGCCAGGUGACUACAUAGCAUACUCUCGCCACUACAUACCAUACAAAAAGAUAUCAGACUUUUCACCCUACACAAAGGCUCAGUCUUUGCCAUGGUUAAACACUGGUUAUGUUGCUGUAGCUCAGGCUGAAGAUGGAGGGCAAUCUGUACCAGGGGCUCAGGAGUAUGUAACUGUGGGUGAUGCUAUGAAUGCGAUGAAGAGGCAGCCAUCCCUUCCUUCACUGUCCAGGGAUAUCAGUAAAACACUGAUCACACCAGAUAAAGAUCUGCCUCCAGGUGCUUAUUGUAAAUUGGGUGCACGAGGAUCACCUGACCCAUUACCAAACUCCCACGGGUAUGUCAGUGAGACUCAUCAUAUGCCUGUGCCCAGCUCCUUAGCGUUCAGUCCUCCUGUAUGUAAGUCACCAUAUGUUACUUGUGCAAUGGCAGAAUCAAUCGCAUCCCCUAAAAAAGAGCCACUGAAAACAACAAAUGACAAUGUGUCUGUAGGGGACAUAACAGAUGGACAGUGGGCUUAUCCCAUUAUGCAUCCCAUUACUCCAGAAGAAACCAGAGAGGUAUUGUCUGCCCCUGUUGAAGGUACACGAAGUAGAACCAUACAGCCAACCAGGCCAAACAGCUCUGAAACAAAUCAUAAUAGAAGUCAGUUUCCCCCUACAGGGCAUUCACUAUCCAAGCAGAGCUCAGGUUAUGCAUCAGCCAAUGUUUCAUUAACAUUUCAAGAUCCUCUUGUUAUGUCCCCUAAAAAGCUCUUGGCACGUAGUCAGGAGCCUCACUCUGUAGUUUACUCACCCAAUCACAAGCCCUCAAUGGUGUGAAGUUUGAGUCCAGUAGUUACUGAAUGACAUAGAGAUUAUUAAUUACUAAGUCUUUCUCUUCCAUUUUUCCGAUUAAAUUUCAAUUUCACGGAUGGGUCAUCUAACAUAUCUUUUCACAUAAUGUCAAUUUAAGUUACUUCAAAGUUAAACUCCAAAAUAGAAUUCAAUGUUAAAGCAAUGCUAACUGAUGGACACUGGUCUUCAUCAAUUUACCAGUGGUGUAACAUUUCUAUUAUUUACAAAACUAGAAGGUAAUUUUGUGUAUUCUAUGUCAUAAGUGCUUGAUGGAAGAUGAGUAAGCUUCACUUCAUUUUCUCAUCCUUUUGUUGCCAUUGUGGUACACUCUUAGAAAGUACAAAGAUAUAUUCCCAAUAGUUGGUUUUGUGCCAGUAGAAUGUGAUGAAUUCACAGUCUAUGACUCCAGUUUGGAGUAGGUUUUGAAACAAUUAGAUAAAGUUACUGAAUGGUUCACAAGUAUCAUAUAUAUCAUAACAAAACAAAAUUAGGAAAUAUUCUCCACUUAUUUUCAUCAUAAAUCUACAAUAUACAUUUUUUAUUUACUCUGGUACUUGAAUUUCAGAACACUUUAAUUUAUAAUUAGCUAAAAUUUACUAAAGUUUAAUUUUAACAUCAAAUUAUUUGGUUUCUGAAUAUUACAUUGGUCAGUGCAACAAUUAAUUGGUUAUUAUGAGUCUUUAUAAUAAGUGACACUCCAGAUCCUCCCUGAGGAUGUUGAAGAGUUGUGCCUCAUGAACGUCAAGCAAGUAUUACCAAAGCUUUUUAUCCUCAUAUAUGAUGAAAAUCCAAAACAUGGAAGCAUUACUCUGCUGGUACAUAGAGGUAAACCACAGCUACAGGGGAUGACAGUUGUUUGAGGAUUGUUCUGCACGAGAGGUGAUGAUUGGGGGUAGUCCAGGGUGGAUGUCUCAGCUCAGUGCCAAGUAGUUGACUUGUGUGUUGAGAGUUUAUGCCACAUUUCCGAAUGCUCAAUAUAUCUCAUCUGGAAUACUCAGUUUGCGUAUAUAAGAGAUUUAGGGGUUCAGUGCUAUCUGUAUGUUAAUGUGUAACUGAUACUCAGAAUGGUAAGGAGUGAACUGAAAGAUGUAUGCCACAGUUCAUUUACAUGUCAUUUAUAGUAAAUAUCCUUGAAUAAUGGCUUAUGUGUCUUGCACUGUGAGAAGCAAAACUUUUAGGUGUAGCAAGUGAUAUUUGAAUUGUUUGAAUACUUAUGCACCUGUUUUGUAUUAUAUUCAAUAUGUUUUUAUGUACAAAGGUUCACUGAAAUGAAUAUUUGGUGGCAUGUAGAGACACAAGAAAGUUGGGGCAUUGUGUUGGAAAGAUCAAUUUGCAUGUCGAUUGUUAUCCAUUCAAGGGUACUAUAAUUAUAUUUUAACAUUACCCAAGAUUUAUGUAUUUCAGCUUACUUCCUAUUAUACUACUAAAACUGUCAUUGCUCACAUACCAUAGUACUGCUUGCCUCCAACAUCAUGUCCGUAUAAUCAAAAUUGGUGUCCAACGGAUGAUAUUCUGUACAUAAUAGUCUAGUGAAACUCAUUCAUCAGAUUGAACAUUUUACAUAGCUUUGCCUCACACUCCGGGGCAGAAUAAAACCGGUCCAUAGUAAAAGCCAGCUUACAGUACAGUGCAUCUUAAACACUACCCUGUGAUACGACACCGUGCUCAUGCACAGUGUUUUGAAUGUUAUUUGUUAGCUUCGACAGAAAGAUGUUUUAUACACUAAGGAAAGGGUUGUGGAAUAUAAAUAUCUCAAAGUAGAAUCAUAUUAUCACCAAAAUUUAUUUCCAAAAGAAAUAGAAUGAAGUGAAGGUCUGGAUGGUUAUUAACCGUCUUCAUUUAGUGUUGUAAUUUUUUUACAUAAUUGUAAGAUGACUCGUGUCAUACUAUUACACAUGGAGGAAGUUUGGGAGAUUGAAGAAAAUUAUGAUAAAGUAACACAUGCAUACUUUAUAAAUGUAGAAUAGUAUCAAAAUUGAAAAUGUCUUAAGUAUUAGGUACCCAUUAUGAGAGUAUGAGUUAGGUGUGUCCUGAGGAAGCUUGCAGCACAAAAUACAGAUACAAAUUCAUUGCAUGCAAAAAGGAAUAAAGGGGGGCAGCACACACACAAAGAUCAAUCCAACCAUCAGACUGUCCAAGCACUUCUUUAACUCUCCAAUGAUUGGCCUCUGUACUGUUCAUGAUGGAUAAUGAUGGUAAAUUAUGCAAAGUGAACAGUUAAAUCAGUGGUAGAUUGAUUAUAUUAGCUUUAUAACAUAUUUACUGCAUAGAAGUGUAAUGUCUUACAUGUACCAACACAUAUAAACAUGAAAUAUGGAGCAAUUACUAUGCUCAAUAUUCAUAACAUCAGUGUUGUCACAUAAAAAGGUGUUUUGCCCUUUCAUAACAACCUGCAGUGUCUAGUCCUCAGCUGUAAGCUUGUACAAAGUUAUUUUUAAAGAAUUUAUUAAUGUUAUUUGACACCUGUUGCAAGCUUUGAUGUUGCUUUCCAUUAUUAUAAUUAACCUUAUAGAUCAUGUGCAAUUCAUCAGAAAACUCCCAUUACAUUAUCAUAAUAAUAGUGCAUAUUACUUUGUUUAACCUUUUGUAACCACUGGAAACAUGUUACACUUUGUUCGUGAAAUUUGAUAAUGGUAGAAGUUCAAGCUAUUGGAAAGUAAUAUAUUCUCACUUGAGUCUUUCAUAUUCAAUUCUUACUGCUGCUGUUAUGCAAAAACCCAUAAAUGAUUUGUUUAAUGUGUGGACAUGGUUAUGUUCUCUCAAAGUUUUCUGUUGUGUUGGCUGUACUGUAUACAUGCCAUGUGUGCAUAGAUAUUAUAGGUUAAUGAAUUUGGGUACUGCUGAAACUCAGUAGCUCAAAACAGUUGUAAAUAAAAAAAGAAUAUUAAUGAGUGAAUUGGGUGUGAUAUGGUCAUCACUGGAGAACACUGUACAGUAUAUACCUUUGAAUCUUGUGCCAAAGUGAUUGGUGGUAAAACAGGAAAAAGUCUCUGUAAGGCUUGUGUUAAGGAUGGGUAAGACUUUGUUCUAAAUUGUAAAGGUAUUUUUGUAUGAAUUUCUGCUGAAUAUAAUCGUGGAUCUGCAUGGACAUACUUGGCAGUUAUACAUAACUAUUCUCAUAAAGUAUUUUCUUUAAUAAAGAGGAAUUUCAAAAGAUAAGUACCUAAGCAUCUAUGGGAAAUUGCUAAAAUUAUCCAUAAAGUUUUGGUGAGUAAGCUAUGUGAAUGACACCCAAGUUAACCAAUUUGUCAGUCCACAGUAUUGAUAAUGCAGUGUCUUGAAGUUAAUGCCCUCCAAUACAUCUUGCUUUUAUUGUUCUAACAUACUGAACUCAGAUGUUCAAUAACAUAAAUAUUGAAUAUUUGGAAAACAGAGAUUUAUAAGUAUGAGAGUUGAUGUAAGAGUGUGUCUGUGUUUUUUGUUAAUAGUUAUUUACCAUGAACCUUAGUAUAUUCAUGCUACAUUUUCAUAGGUCUUCCUUCCUCCCCUAUUCCAAUAAAACUUAAUUCUUCUGAGAUCAGCACUUAUUAUUACAUUGUGCAAAACUGGUUACUGAAUCAGCAUUUAGUGCUGUGUCUCACCUACAGGAAAUUUGAACCAAAAUUCAUUUUUAGAAAUUAAAGUUGCGCAUGUUAAAAAAAUAGUAUUCAGUUAAAAUUUGCUACAGAAAGCAAACAGUGACUGUGUAUAUUUCUUUAUAGAUAUGUGCUCUAGAAAUUCAGUGUAGGACUUUGGCUGUUGGACAUGUGGUUGGUGUGCAUCGUAUGGCUAGGAUUGAACUGUAACUAUAAUAAUUAAGUCGAUACCAUGUACAAAAUACUGAAAAAAUAUUUUUGUUUGCAAA
Molecule: messenger RNA, 8485 nt
Organism: Eriocheir sinensis (Chinese mitten crab)
Lineage: Eukaryota; Metazoa; Arthropoda; Malacostraca; Decapoda; Varunidae
Exons: 25
Coding region: 427-4626 (1399 amino acids)
Biological process (GO): axon guidance
Cellular component (GO): neuron projection
Molecular function (GO): transmembrane-ephrin receptor activity; protein binding
Source: RefSeq, a predicted model, not a curated record